UGAGCAAAUGGGAAGGGGUUUUGUGACCAAGAAAAGGAUAAAAAAAGUUGGAUGGGAAAAAGGAGGAAAUGUCAAAAGUUAAGAAAACAAGUUUACAAUAUUUAUCCACCCUAAGAAAUUUAUAAUCUAUUAUAUCUGCUACCUUCGUUUCAUAUUCAUUGCAACUUUAAAAUUUUUUAUAUCUUACAAAUAAUAUGAUACAGAGAUGGUAAUUAAUUAUUUUUUUUGUUUUUUUUGUUUUGACGAGAUGUGGUAAUAAUUUUCAUUGAACUUGAAUAGAUUAGAUGGGCUAUUAAGAAGUCUAAUCUAUAUCAAUAGUAAGAAACAUCAGAAGCCCAAAUGUUUAAGGCCCAUACAUAUGACAUACUCGUAUGACAAAGAAAAAAGAUGUACAAUACGGCUUAUAUAUAUCAGAGGAGAGCAAAUUGGGAAAAACGCGAAACAACGAACCCAGUAGCAAGGGUUUGUAAUUCAAUUCAAUUAACGAGGAUGAAGAUGAAUCAGAAGGAUACAGGGUUCAGGGCGCUGAAAAAUCAGAUGAAUACAGGUUCCAGUCCAAUUGAAGACGACGACGGUGGUUUUCGUGAUGUAACUGAUCCUUAUUCUGGUGUACCAGAGGACUAUGUUUAUCCGCAAGAGGACUACACAGAGGCCUAUCGUCGUCAAAAUCUUGAAUUCUCCCAAAUAGCACUGGAAUACUACAACAAGACAUCGUACCAACUAUGAACUUGUUGAGCCCUUGGAUAGCUCAAUUUUCAGCCAUUUUCCAAUGUGGAUGCAUCUAAACUUCACGGCUAAGCUGAAAUCAGCUCUUGAUGGGAAUGACAAUUCUUCCGCCAAGCUCUUCUUUGUGGAGUUUUUUCAUGAAACAGGUCGCUGGGUUGUCAAUGCCUGUCAUAUCCUUAAAGGUAAAUCUAGCCGCUGUGAUUUUUGUCGACUUGAGUCACUUGACACCAUUAAGCAUCCAACCCAUGGAUUUCGUAUGAAGCAAAUGUCUGAGCCUUAUGCUUUACGCUCUCGAGCUCGUGGUUCUACAGUCGCCUAGGAUGUCAACUUGGCAGCCAAGUUUUGAAUUCUGCAAACAAUGGUUGCAUGUUUUCAACCUGUUUGAUGGCCCUAAAAACCAUGUUAUGUACUAAGCACUAUAUAUAUAAUUUUUGGAAAAUAUAUCAUAUUUUAUAUUAUUUUAUUUGGGCAGGUGUAGUUGGGAGAACUGUAAGAUUUUGAGAUAAUUUGAAUUUAUAAGCACUUGACAUUAUUUCAAAUCUUUUCUCAGCUUUAUAAUAA
Chenopodium quinoa (quinoa) is the source of this 1287-nucleotide messenger RNA. RefSeq lists its product as uncharacterized. The transcript has 6 exons. The record is from RefSeq and is a predicted model, not a curated record. Lineage: Eukaryota; Viridiplantae; Streptophyta; Magnoliopsida; Caryophyllales; Amaranthaceae. The coding region runs from base 388 to 726 and encodes 112 amino acids.